This is a messenger RNA of Chrysoperla carnea, 2092 nucleotides long. It is a transcript of the gene amon, whose product is annotated as neuroendocrine convertase 2. Bases 170 to 2092 code for a protein of 640 amino acids. Gene Ontology annotation, biological process: protein processing. Gene Ontology annotation, molecular function: serine-type endopeptidase activity. Gene Ontology annotation, cellular component: trans-Golgi network; Golgi membrane. The record is from RefSeq and is a predicted model, not a curated record. Lineage: Eukaryota; Metazoa; Arthropoda; Insecta; Neuroptera; Chrysopidae. The transcript is spliced from 13 exons.
CGCCGUUGAAGAAUUAUAAAAGAAUACAAAAAAAAAAAUUUGUUAGUAUUAUUUCAUACACGUUGAUAACAACAUCAUAUUUCGAGAUCGAAUUGAUAACGCAACAAAAUAGAACAUAUAGAAGAAUCAUUCCAUAUUUGAUUCAAAUUCUUUGUCAACCAGCUGUCUAAUGCCGACUAGACAUGGACAGCUCUUUGGGGCAGUAUGCCUGAUAUUAUUUGUAUUAUUCAAAAGUUGUCAUGUCGUUUACACCAAGGAGUUGUUUACAAAUAGCUUUCUUGUGAAAUUUCGUCAAGGUGUUGACAAUAAUUUAGCGCAUAAUGUUGCCAAUCGUAAUGGAUUUGUUAAUUUGGGACCGGUAUUGGGUUCAAGUACAGAAUACCAUUUUUUACAUCCAGCAUUACCAAUCGUACGAACAAGGCGAAGUAUUCCACAUACUAGAAAAUUAAAAGUGGACCCCCUUGUACAUACAGCAAUACAACAACCAGGUUUUGUCCGUGUGAAACGUGGAUACAAGCCAUUUAAAGUUGAAAAUUUAGUACCAUUUCAACAAAUACGUAAUUCAAUAAGUGAUCCAACAGAUCCUUAUUUUCCAUUUCAAUGGUAUUUAAAAAAUACUGGACAAAACGGUGGAAAACCUAAAUUAGACUUAAAUGUUGAGGCAGCGUGGGCACAAGGUGUCACGGGAAAAAACGUGACCACAGCUAUUAUGGACGAUGGUGUUGAUUACAUGCAUCCAGAUUUAAAGUAUAAUUACAAUGCCCAAGCAAGUUACGAUUUCAGCAGUAAUGAUCCUUUUCCAUAUCCAAGAUAUACGGAUGAUUGGUUUAAUAGUCAUGGAACUCGAUGCGCUGGAGAAGUCUCUGCUGCAAGAGAUAAUGGUGUUUGUGGUGUUGGUGUUGCCUAUGAUUCGAAAAUCGCCGGUAUCCGAAUGUUAGAUCAACCUUAUAUGACAGAUUUAAUAGAAGCAAACUCUAUGGGUCAUGAACCAAAUUUAAUAGAUAUUUAUAGUGCCUCUUGGGGUCCUACUGAUGAUGGUAAAACUGUGGACGGGCCUAGAAAUGCAACAAUGCGUGCAAUUGUCAGAGGUGUCAAUGAGGGACGAAAUGGUCUUGGGAAUAUUUAUGUUUGGGCAAGUGGAGAUGGAGGUGAAGAUGAUGAUUGUAAUUGUGAUGGAUAUGCUGCAAGCAUGUGGACGAUUUCAAUAAAUAGUGCGAUAAAUGAUGGUCAAAAUGCUCAUUACGAUGAAAGUUGUUCAUCAACAUUAGCUUCCACUUUUAGUAACGGUGCCAAAGAUCCAAAUACGGGUGUGGCUACAACUGAUUUAUAUGGCAAAUGCACCACCACGCAUUCUGGAACAUCGGCAGCUGCACCAGAAGCCGCUGGUGUUUUUGCUUUAGCUUUAGAAGCCAAUCCACAAUUGACUUGGCGAGAUAUCCAGCACUUAACCGUGCUCACAUCAAAACGUAAUUCAUUAUUCGAUGCCAAAGGACGUUUUCAUUGGACAAUGAAUGGAGUCGGCUUAGAGUUUAAUCAUCUUUUUGGAUUUGGUGUUUUAGAUGCUGGUGCAAUGGUAGCACUUGCCAAACAGUGGAAAACAGUACCUCCAAGAUUUCAUUGUGAAGCAGGUUCCGUUUUAGAGACAAAGCCAAUCGUGUCAGGUCGUUCUGUAUUAUUGCAAAUCAGAACAGAUGCUUGCCAAGGCCAAGAUACAGAAAUUAAUUAUUUGGAACAUGUACAAGCAGUUAUUACAGUGAAUUCAACCCGCCGAGGAGAUUUGGAACUAUUUUUGACCUCUCCUAUGGGUACGAGAUCAAUGAUAUUAAGUAAGCGAAAAAAUGAUGAUGACCAAAGAGACGGUUUUACAAAAUGGCCUUUUAUGACAACGCAUACAUGGGGUGAAUAUCCUCAGGGAGUUUGGAAGUUGGAGGUCAGUUUUAAUUCACAAAUGCCGCAAUCUGGUUUUAUUAGUGAAUGGACACUAAUGUUACAUGGUACAAAAAAUCCACCAUAUGUUGAUUUAGCUGCAUCAGAUCCACAUUCAAAAUUGGCAAUUGUAAAAAAAGCUCAUGAAGAAAGAAAUAAAAUGUAG